Messenger RNA from Trichobilharzia regenti, 1348 nucleotides. Lineage: Eukaryota; Metazoa; Platyhelminthes; Trematoda; Strigeidida; Schistosomatidae. The record is from the annotation of a GenBank genome assembly.
AUCACAAUAUGCAUAUGUGACCUUGAAGUGCUUAGCCUCUCCAUAAGCCGUGUGCCAAUAUCCAUUGUAGCUUAACAAACUGUCUUGCCCAACAGGCCUACUGUAAGGUCUUAAAAUGUCCGGGGACUUCAGUUCUCGUCUUAGUCAAGAUGUAAAACUCUUUGUCUCUACCAAUAAACUAGGUGGUGAGAACUAUAGCUAUUCGAAACCUAGUUUACCAGUAAAACAACCUAAGUCCGCUUACGUUGAUUUUAAUCCAUGGUACGAGGGAUGGGAUCGUCUCAGUAUGGAUGACAAGUGCGAACUGAAAGAUCUGGCAGCGUUUAAGUCUGCGCAGUAAGUUGGAAUACGCGUGCAGGUAAGUAAAUUAUAACGUAUUGGUUUUUGUAGAUUUAACAGGUGAGCCUACAAAUUCUCGAACAACAUAAAAGUCUUGUUUUUGGUUAUUACUUGUUACAUGCUCCAGAAUAUGCAGAUAAGAUCUCUGUUUGUUAUCUUUAUUCUAUAACUGUAUCACUCAAUAUUAGUUUGUUUAUUAGAUGUAUCACGCAGUGAGACAGUAUUAUUUACAAACUAAUAUGGAAUUACUUACUACCACAGUGCCCAAGUUGUACACAUAUAUUAAUAUGUAUCACUCAAAUUCUAACUAUUCAAAAGAAAUGAAAAUCUAUUGUGGAGACUUAUUUGUUUUUUACUUAUGCUUAUGGUUUUGGGAGUUGUGUGAUGUUGGAAUGUUGGCGUUUCUAUAGUUGUUUCACCGGAGUUUCUGUAAAUGCCAAAAAUCUGUUGCCUACUGGGAGAAGACGUUAUUCAAGUGUGUGUGUGUGUGUGUGUGUAGCACAAUGUUUAGGUUUUGCUUGGGAAAUAAUUAAUAAAUUUCAGAUAGCAACUGUCUGUUCAUUAUAGUAGAUUUAAUAGUCUGAUUGUGAGACAUUGAAAUAACAACUAAGUGCAGCGAAGUCUCUUUUCAACGAAUUCAUUCACUUAACAGUUCAGUCGCAAUUAUAUGUAAUUAUUUUAUAUGUUACUAGAAUACGAAUACAAAUUAGUUUGGAGUGUUGUUUACGCCAAAAUCUUUCACAGUAGUGAUGAGUAGCCAAAUUGUAACUACGCUAAUUUUGCUUAAUAUGAAAUAGAUUGGAUGUUAAUGAAAAAGAAUGUAAACAAGUACCAAAAUAAAUAAUGUAGUCGAUGAAGAGGGUGAACAAGAGGUAUUGAAUUGAAUUUUUGAUUUUCCCUUCGAUUGAUUGGACCGAAGUGCUCGGUCUCAGGUUGACAUGUUGGCUUCUUGUGCAGAUGCCUCGACGAUGUCUGGGCAUUUAAUCAGUAUACAGUUGGUGGAUGGUGG